AUGAUGCUUCACCCAGGCAGCCUUCUCGCAUUCGCAUCCCUGUCACUCUUGGCCUGUGCCCAACCACUCAGGCUACCCGUGGUCGAAGGGAUCAGUUUGGAGUGUCCCUCUCCUAGGAAUGGCGUACUACUUCCAAGGGGGGAUAAAUCAUCACCAAUCCAUAUUGAUUUCAAUGAUGCCCAUAACAUCCACGUUGAUAUAGGCACCAUGAUAUUUUACGGAUCGGACAAAGUGAUAGAUCCUGGGCCGAAUGCAACGUCAGACGAUGCAACAAGUCUUGCGGAGACUUCCGGUACACGAACAACCAGCGAUUGUCCACCUAAUGUUUCGUGUCCCGAGCCUAAUUCAAGAUCAUCGACAGAUGUGAAGGCCUUCUCGACAACUCUCAAAAAUCCUUCAGCUACAUCGAAAGUGUCGGUUCGAUAUGUUGAAGACAUGACCACUGAUUAUAACCCGACGAGUACACUAUCGGUGGCAUGUGUUGGUUGCUCAGAGGCUGGAAUCGCGACUCAAUACGCUAGUGCUCCUGUGAGUAUGGAAGACGCAUGA
Molecule: messenger RNA, 549 nt
Organism: Fomitiporia mediterranea MF3/22
Lineage: Eukaryota; Fungi; Basidiomycota; Agaricomycetes; Hymenochaetales; Hymenochaetaceae
Exons: 7
Coding region: 1-549 (182 amino acids)
Source: RefSeq, a predicted model, not a curated record